AUGGUGAAACACCAUAAAGAAAUACCUGCUAGAAAUGUGAUGCCAUCCCAUGAUUCCUUGCAUUUCUCAUGUUUAAGAGAAUUAAGGAUCAGUAGUUUGGGUAAUACGCCGAUGCGUAUACAUUUACCACAGCAGUAUAUAUGUGACCCAGGAACAAAAUAUGGGUCGCUGAUCAUUCAAGACAAAUUUAUUGGCUUUAAAGUACGAAAAAUCAAAUAUGGUCACUCUUGUGCAAAAGCUUAUCCAGGGAAGGAAUACUUUGAAAUGAACUCUCGCCAGGCAAACAACUUUGCUACCUUUAAGUUGCUUGAAAGAGAGAGUUUGGAUAUUAUCCAAAUACUUUUGAUUGACCAGCAGUCGGUAAAUCAAUUGAUCAAUUUUACAAGAGCUUCCGAUCAUGUUUCACUGUAUAAUGUCAAAGGAUUAGGUGAUUUAACAAGCAGGCAAGGCGAUUUUGAUUUGCUAACUCAACUCUCUUCCCUCAUUUUGAAACGAAUAGUUUUGUUAACAUUUGCAAUAAUCAGGAAUACGACAGCAAUUUCAGUUUGUCCAGUAAAAUUAAAUUAUAUAGCUGCAAUUUCUCUUUAA
This is a messenger RNA of Echinococcus granulosus, 588 nucleotides long. RefSeq lists its product as hypothetical. The transcript is spliced from 7 exons. NCBI's taxonomy places the organism in Eukaryota, Metazoa, Platyhelminthes, Cestoda, Cyclophyllidea, Taeniidae. Bases 1 to 588 code for a protein of 195 amino acids. The record is from RefSeq and is a predicted model, not a curated record.